This is a messenger RNA of Solanum dulcamara, 724 nucleotides long. RefSeq names its product early nodulin-like protein 3. Gene Ontology annotation, molecular function: electron transfer activity. Gene Ontology annotation, cellular component: plasma membrane. The transcript is spliced from 2 exons. The record is from RefSeq and is a predicted model, not a curated record. Bases 41 to 595 code for a protein of 184 amino acids. NCBI's taxonomy places the organism in Eukaryota, Viridiplantae, Streptophyta, Magnoliopsida, Solanales, Solanaceae.
UUUGUUUUAGCUUAUUAUAUUAUUGCCUUAUAGAUAUCAAAUGGCUGUUUUUUCAAGAAAUGUGUUUUCUUCUUCUUCAGUAGUAGUAGUAGUUGUUCUUUUGAACUUGUUCUUCUUGAGCUUCACUGAAGCAAGAGAUCAUUUGGUUGGUGGAAAAACUGAUUCUUGGAAAAUCCCAUCAUCAGAAUCAGAUUCCCUCAAUCGUUGGGCUGAAAAAUUGCGAUUCCUUGUUGGAGAUUCUCUUGUGUGGAAGUAUGAUGGGAAAAAAGACUCUGUUUUGGAAGUGAGCAAGAGGGACUAUGUGACAUGUAACACAUCAAGUCCAAUAGCAGUGCACAAUGAUGGGGACACAAAGAUAGUGUUGGAACAUUCAGGGGCAUACUAUUUCAUAAGUGGAGCAAAAGGGCAUUGUGGGCAAGGACAAAAGUUGAUUGUGGUGACAUUGUCUGAGAAGAACAUGAGGAGAUUCGCGGAUGCACCAGCACCGUCUCCAGUAGAAUUUGAUGGUCCUGCUAUAGCUCCUUCUAGCAAUGCUGCUAGUUUGAAGGCUAGUUUGGUUGUGGCUUUUGGGGUUUUAGUGGGGUUUUGGCUUUGAAGUGAUGAGAAAGUUUUUGUUGUUAGAGAGAGAAAUGUUGAGAGGGUGAAAAGGAGGAAUAUUCUUUGAUUCAAUUUGUUCUUUACCAUUUUCAUUCCAUCUAAUUUAAGCCUUGUUCUUCUAUGGUUA